Messenger RNA from Manihot esculenta (cassava), 2085 nucleotides. RefSeq names its product probable protein S-acyltransferase 7. Gene Ontology annotation, cellular component: Golgi apparatus; endoplasmic reticulum. Gene Ontology annotation, molecular function: protein-cysteine S-palmitoyltransferase activity. The record is from RefSeq and is a predicted model, not a curated record. Gene Ontology annotation, biological process: protein targeting to membrane; peptidyl-L-cysteine S-palmitoylation. Lineage: Eukaryota; Viridiplantae; Streptophyta; Magnoliopsida; Malpighiales; Euphorbiaceae. The transcript has 5 exons. Bases 257 to 1588 code for a protein of 443 amino acids.
AAAGCCAGAUACAUACAGUCUAUUCUCUCUCUCCCUCUCUCUCCACCACCACCCCCUAGCUCCCAAAAGAAAAACACCACACACUCAGAAACCCCACUCCCAGCUCGCCGGAAUCUCAUGAAACCCUAAAUAUUAACUCCAAGUGCUUUUCAAGCUCUCCAAUUUUCUAUUCUUCUGGUGUUGCUUCUGCUUUAUAGAGUUCUUCCCAUAAGCUGAUUGAGAAGGAGGGAGAGAUUAUUCUUAUAUAGAGAGACAAAUGUACGUGGUUCCGCCACCUCAGCGGUCCGAUCCAGGAUUGGUUGGCGGCGGGUCUGGCGAUUUACGGGUCUAUCAAACUUGGAAAGGCAGUAAUAAAUUUUUUCUUCAUGGGAGAUUUAUAUUUGGACCAGAUGCAAGAUCCCUGGCAUUGACUAUGUUCCUGAUUGUUGCUCCAGUUACAGUUUUCUGCAUCUUUGUUGCUAGAAAAUUGAUGGAUGAUUCUUCUGGUCACUUGGAAAUAUCAAUAAUGGUUGUUGCUAUUGUAUUCACUGUAUAUGAUUUAGUUCUUCUCCUGCUAACCUCUGGAAGAGAUCCAGGCAUAAUUCCCCGCAAUGCGCAUCCUCCAGAACCAGAAGGCUUUGAUGGAUCCGCAGAUGUUGGUGCUGGCCAAACUCCACCGUUGCGUUUGCCACGUAUUAAGGAGGUAGAGGUCAAUGGAGCGGUUGUGAAGAUUAAGUAUUGUGAUACUUGCAUGCUUUACAGGCCGCCUCGCUGUUCACACUGUUCAAUAUGCAACAACUGUGUAGAAAGAUUUGACCAUCACUGCCCUUGGGUUGGGCAAUGUAUUGGGUUGAGAAAUUAUCGAUUCUUCUUCAUGUUUGUCUUCUCAACAACCCUUCUUUGUAUAUAUGUUUUUGCAUUCUGCUGGGUCUACAUUAGGAAGAUCAUGGUGUCGGAGCACACAUCAAUUUGGAAAGCAAUGAUCAGAACUCCUGCCUCCAUUGUUCUAAUAGUUUACACUUUCAUAUCAAUGUGGUUUGUUGGUGGCCUUACUGCCUUCCAUUUAUAUCUAAUUAGUUCCAAUCAGACUACUUAUGAGAAUUUUAGAUACCGAUAUGAUUGGAGAGCAAAUCCCUAUAAUAAUGGUGUGGGAGAGAACUUUAAAGAAAUCUUUUGCUCCAGUAUUCCUCAGUCAAAGAAUGAUUUCAGGGCAAAGGUGCCCAGAGAAUCUGCAUUACCAACUCGACCAGUUGGUGGAGGUUUCAUGAGUCCUAAUAUGGGGAAAGCAGUGGAUGACAUAGAAAUGGGCAGGAAAACGGUGUGGGGAGAUAUGAGUGCUAUGGCAGAUCAUGGUGAAGGGCAACUUGCAAACAAUGAUCGCAUGAACAUAAAGGAUGGUGAAUUAAGUGAAGUAUCCCGAGAUGUCAGGAGUGCAGUGGAGGAAGGGGACCGUGGUGGAAUACAUCCAAGAAGAGCUAGCUGGGGAAGAGAAAGCAGAAGCUGGGGCAUGUCACCAGAAGUUCUUGCUUUGGCUGCCAGAGUCGGAGAACCAAACCAUGUGGGUGGGAGUAGCUGUGGUAACUUGACAACUGAUGACCGAGUUUCAUAGCCAGAAGUUUCUCUUACAACCGACCCAGGAGAAGGGUCAGGAUUUGACCUGUUGGGUACAAGGUGGGACCAUUUGAGCCAUGCUUAACCAUUUAGCAUCCAGACUAUGUUAUGUGCAAUAUGGGGUGACCUUCGGAUGUUUGGAAGCAUUGGUUUGGCCAUUGUUCUUGUAGGGGGCGUGAUGAAAUGGUUUGACUGCUUUAUGAGUGAGAGUGCUUCGUUUUUAUUUUCUUUUCUUUUUUCAAGGUUUUUCUUUUUAUUUUGUAUUUGUGGAAUUAGUUAGCAUCUGAUUCUAUUUUAUUUCACUUGUGUAAUCAGUCACUAUUGUUUUGGCUCUUUCUUUCUCUGUGACCCUCUCUCAAGUAGGGGGAGGGAAAGUUUGACUGCCACGGUGCCACUCUUCUGACUCCGAAUUAAGUUGCAUUUGGAUUGGUGGAUUAAGGGGAUUAAUGAACGGGGCAUACAAACCUAAAUUGGGCAUGCCAUCAUUUAUUUGCA